CACACCCAUACACUUUCAUCAUUGUUGAAGCUGAAAGAUCGCUUUAGCGGGGUAUCAAGGGUACUUUCGUCAACUAUCAUGUCGUGACGGCUAGAUUAUGGCAAACACGGGGGUUGUCGGAAGCUGGUUUCCAACAGGAUUCCAUGGACAUCUCCGAAGUAGACCAAGGAAUGACUUUGUCUGUGAGUUCCGAAAACUAGCUCGACCUCAACCACCAAAUAAAUUUAUAGCCAGGUCACAGGUUAAGCCAACAGCACAUGUGUUUUCUGCACAUGACAACAGAAGUGCAUUUUUUGGGGAUGCUCUUUAUUUUGAACAGGGGCUGGGUCGUAGACGUGACCCUAACAAAUCUUACAGAUAUAAACGUGACUUCAUAUCCUGGGUACCCCCAGGAAGAGCAGUAGAGGAUUACCCUAACUACCCUUUAGCCUCCACCUAUAGAUUAAACUUUCAGUAUGAUGAGCCGGGAAAACCUGUGCCUCAAAUUAUUGUAAAGAGGCCGAUGACCUCUUUUGAAGGUGUGCCUACAACAACCUACAGGUAUUCCCAUAGCAACACUAAGCACACCAAAGAGGUGCUUGAUGCAAUGACCAAUGCAGCUUUUGUAAAUGUAAGUUCACAAAAGCCUCACCGAUCACAGAAGCCCCGGCCAGAGAGUGUAGCAAGCUGCAUGACAUGGCAUGUCCCUGAACCCCCGAAGCGGACACGUGUUCCCUCUGCGACACAGACGACAGAUUUCACUCAAGUUCCAGUGUCCACUGGGUCAUCUUGUCAGAUCAACAUAUCCCCAUCAGAGUCAAAGUCUGGAACGAUUGCCUGGCCACACCCACCACAAGCUGCAGAGACUGCAUGACUCUGACAUUUCACGUCCUAUUUCAGCAAUGACUUUGAGCUGUUGUGGCAUACGUUGAUGUAUUGAGGAGUUCUGUUGUGACAUGAAUGAGACCAUCAUUUUAAGACAUAAUCCUAUAUUUUACCCUGUUGGGGGCAGUGAGUCGCUAAUGUAUAAACAACUUGUUUCUUUUGGUUUUUUUUUUUUUGACUAUAAUCAUUGAUAGAUUGCUUAGCCGAGUUUGUCCAGAUAUGCUCACCUAAUUUUCUGAUUUUGAUUUUGUUUUGCAUCAUUUCUUACUAUGGUAGUAAAUAUAGGCCUGGAUUGUUGGUUGUCAAAUUACAGAGGCCUUGCAUGUUGAUUAGUUCUGGCAAUUUUUUGUAUACAAUUUUCGAGCCAAUGAAACAAUCAAACAUGAAAUAUUUUUCAAGGCCAGAGUUUCGAGUGAUGUUUGGAUGAAAUGUAAUUCAGUAUUUGGGGCAAGGUGGAGCAGUUUAUGUAAAGAUUUGUGAUGUAUAAUACAUGUUUUGAUCCAUUUUAAGGAAGGAAAAAAGAAAGAAGAAAACAUUGUUUUAGACUAACUUUGUUGUCUUAUGGGUAAAUGUGGAUUAGGGUUAAGACUAUGUGGAUCUCCCUUUAUUGUAAAAUUUGAUAGAAACUUGGCUACUGCAUUUUUGUUGGUCAGGUAUAGAUAUAUCUACCUGUAUGUAUCUUAUAUAUAUUAUUUUAUAUUCAUAAUUCACUACAUUUGUAUUUAGUAUGUGCAUGUCUGCUGGCAUUAUCUUUCUCUUAUAACACCGAGAGGCAGUAAUAUAGCUUCAAAAGAACAACUAUGCAGGCAUCAGUGUCUAUCUAUGCAGAAUUACAGCAUCUUCAAUCUGGCACAAAAAAGGCCACCGUCUCCAGUUAGAUGUUGUAAAAGCUUCUUAUGUGAGAUUGCAGGCUCAAGCUCUUGUCAAAUAAACUUUUUUCUUUAAAUGUA
Molecule: messenger RNA, 1814 nt
Organism: Liolophura sinensis
Lineage: Eukaryota; Metazoa; Mollusca; Polyplacophora; Chitonida; Chitonidae
Exons: 4
Coding region: 98-853 (251 amino acids)
Source: RefSeq, a predicted model, not a curated record